AUGGCGCCGUCGCAGCUGAAGCAGCUAAAGGCGUCCUUGCGGGAGAAGGGCGUCGUUGGCCCUCAGCAGUCCAAGAAGCAACGACAGAAAAACUCCAAGUCUGGCGCCGCAGCCGAUAAUCGCAUAAAACGAAAUGCUGCCCUCCAGGCGAUACGGGAACAGUUUAAUCCUUUCGAAGUCAGAGCUCCUGCGCGGCCGUCUAAAUUUGCCGUCACUACUGCAAGGCAGGAGGCGAGCUCGGCGCAUCGACCUGGCGUGACAAGAGGACUUGGAGAGGAGAGGAGAAAACAAACUCUUCUCAAAGAACUUCAAAGUCGAAAUAAGGUCGGUGGCCUUCUCGAUCGGAGAUUUGGUGAAAAUGACCCUUCCAUGACACCCGAACAACGAGCAGCGGAGCGUUAUGCGAGAGAGAGUCAGAAGCGAUCCAAAAAAGAAGGAUUGUUUAACCUCGAAGAUGAUGAAGAAGAGGAAAUGCAACUCACCCACAUGGGUCAAUCGCUUUUUGAUGUUGAUACAGGGAAGGACGACUUCAACGAGGAUCUUAGCGGCCUAGGAGAUGAGAGUGACUCGGAAGUGGGCAAAAAGAGAAAACGCAUACUGGAGGAAGUAGAUGAUAUGGAUGGAAUGGCUGAUGACGACGAGGACGAAGAAGAUCAGCCAGAGAGGAAGAAGAGCAAAAACGAAGUCAUGAAGGAAAUUAUCGCGAAAUCGAAACAGUACAAGUAUGAGCGCCAAAAAUCCAAAGAAGACGAUAACGAGCUUCGAGCUAUUCUGGAUCAAGGCCUGCCAGAUGUGUUUGCGAUGAUGAGAGGUACAAAAGCAGCAGAACCCAAACCCGCGCCGGCACCAGUCCCAGAGCCUCCUCAGAUGGACCCCGACCGCGCUGCCCUACUCGGUGGAAAGGAUAGAGAUGUGGCAGAUCGCGAGUACGAUCAACGGCUCAAGCAGAUGGCCUUCGACAAGCGUUCGAAACCUUCUGACCGGACCAAGACACAGGAAGAGAAAAUUGAAGAAGAGGCUAAGCGGUUGCAGGAGUUAGAGAAUGAACGGUUACGACGCAUGAGGGGUGAAGAGGAAAGUGAUGAAGAGCAGGCAGACAAUACUGUUGACGAGGAGAUCCAGGAUGAUUCUGAGCCCGACGAUGCCAAAGCAUUCGGACUUGCUCAAACUGAGGCGUCAAACGGCUUAUUUGGCGUUGAGGAUGAAGAUGACUUUAUCAUUGACGACGACCUUGUGGAUAACGAAUCUGUCGCCCAUGUGUCUAUUACUGAGAGUGAAGUCGAAUCGGAAGAGGAAGAAGACGAUGCCGACGAUACCGAGUUCAUUGGUGACCUAGAACUUCCUAGAGACAAACCAUCGACAUCGAGCGGGACUACACCUAAAGCACCGAACGACUCUUCACUAGCAUUCACCUAUCCUUGCCCUGAGUCGCAUGACCAGUUCCUACAAACUCUGAAGGGAGUUGAUGUCGAAAAUACCCCCGUUGUUGUGCAAAGGAUACGCGCGCUGCACCAUGCAAGCCUCCAUCCUGAUAACAAGGCAAAACUCGGAGAGUUCUCCAAAAUUCUUGUUGACCAUGCAGUAUACCUUGCAAAUCAGCCAUCCGCACAACUAUCUUUUACCAUUAUAGAGAGUUUACUACGACAUGUUCACUCCAUGGCCAAAACUUACCCUGAAGAAGUUGCAACAAGGUUUAGAGCUCAACUCCGCGACAUUUCGGAAAAUAGACCGCUAGAACUGCUACCCGGAGACCUUGUUUUACUUACCGGGAUUGCAACAAUAUUCCCUACGUCUGACCAUUUCCACGCCGUUGUCACACCAUCAAUCCUUACUAUUGGCCGCUACCUAGGCCAAGGGCCGGUCAAUUCCUUGAAUGAUAUUGCGACCGGGUCAUACAUUGCCAGUCUUUGUCUUCAGUAUCAAGCAUAUGCUAAACGAUAUAUACCCGAGUUCAUGAAUUUCGUCCUGAACUCCCUAACCAUCCUUGCACCAAAGGAAAGCAAAUCCAACCCCGGUUUUAUUCCCGUCCGAACCCCUGAAGCUCAGUUCCGAUUGAAAUUGGAUAAGCUUUCCUCCAAGAACCUUCAGAAACUCCGUUUUUGGGAUAUUUUUGCUACAGACCUAGAAGGUAGCGAUGCCGAGAAUCUCAAGUUAUCCCUUAUUAACAUAUUGGUUACCCUCCUUGAUAAAGCCGUCGACUUAUGGGGCUCCAAGCUGUCUUCUUUUGAGAUUUUUGAGCCCGCAAGCUCCGUUCUACAACAGCUUAUUGAAUCCUGCCCCAAAGGCACACUCCCGUCCAGUCUAUCAACUCACCUCCGCCGGUCCCUUAAGACAAUCAAAGCGCUUCUCAUUACUUAUAGGAAGGACAGGAGGCCAUUGCUGCUACAUAACCACCGGCCGCUUGCGAUCAAAUCAAGCAUUCCCAAAUUCGAAGAAUCCUUCAACCCAGAUCGACAUUACGAUCCUGACCGUGAGCGGGCAGAGCUUAGCAAACUCAAAGCAGAGCAUAAGCGCGAGAGGAAGGGUGCUAUGCGCGAAUUGCGGAAAGAUGCUAACUUCAUUGCUCGCGAGAGCUUGCGUGAGAAGAAGGAGAGGGAUGCUGAGUAUGAGAAGAAAUAUCGCCGUCUUGUGGCGGAGAUACAAGGGGAAGAAGGACGAGAGGCGAAGCUAUAUGAGAAAGAGAAAAAGGCGAGAAAGCAGUCGCGGAAGUAG
Nannizzia gypsea CBS 118893 is the source of this 2712-nucleotide messenger RNA. Its product is annotated as nucleolar complex protein 14. Gene Ontology annotation, biological process: maturation of SSU-rRNA. The coding region runs from base 1 to 2712 and encodes 903 amino acids. Lineage: Eukaryota; Fungi; Ascomycota; Eurotiomycetes; Onygenales; Arthrodermataceae. The record is from RefSeq and is a predicted model, not a curated record. The transcript has 2 exons. Gene Ontology annotation, cellular component: nucleolus; small-subunit processome; Noc4p-Nop14p complex.